AUGGGAACAAUGGAUUCCACCCCACCGCCGACUCCUCUCCAGCGAUACAGCCCACCACAAUCACUUGUUCCUCGUUUCACCAGCACAAAUGCAACACACCCUGUGUAUGACCCCAACCGGGGAGCACAGCUCAGGAGUGCCGCUGAUCGCGCGAACCCAUACCGGGAUAGACACGAACAAGUUGUCAAUGCACAAGGGCAAGAGCGGGCUCGCAGCAGAAGUCCCCGCCGUUCAACCCAGCCCGCUGACCUUUCUGAAUCCCGAGAACUACCACAAGGUCCCUUUAUGGGUUUCAACCAUUAUGCUCGGGAGAUGUAUGUUCCACCCGGAAUCAAUGACCUGAUGCCUCAAGAUCUGCCUAGCUCCCCGCCGAUACUAUCUCCAAACAACACCCAACGUAGUCAUGGUCAUUUUACUACUAUGGACCAUCCAUGGGACUCUCCAGGGCAGAGUUACCUUCUCAAGGAUGACAACUUGUAUGAAUACGGCCACGACCAACAUCAACAAGUGCAGGAGUGUGAUCCGGGGCCGCUAAGUCAACAGGCCAAUAAGCAAGUCGAGGAUACCAACGACAACAAUGAGGAUCAUUUAUGUGAAUUCGCCGCCCCGUGCCAGAUGAAUCCCUCGCCCGAUGGAAUGCACUACCGGAAGGUCGUGUCUCAUGUAUUUGGCAGAAACAAGGCCGUUACCAAGCUCUUCCCACUUGGUGUCUGGGUCCAUUAUUGCCGAAAGCACUACCAGCGUGCCCGUUACCGUGCAGACCAAUGGCCAUUUACACAAUGUGAUCUCCUGUUAGAAUCACUGACCCGAAUGGAGAAAUGGGAUGGAGUGGAGAGUUUCGAACUCAUCCUCCGCCGCCGAGAGCAGAUGCGUGUCGGGCGUGAAACAGAAGGCCAAGCCAUGACCGAGCCCGAGACUACUCCUUCUACCGGCCAAGCUCAUGAUCAAGGCCACAAGUCUUCGGCUGUCGUUACUCGGACUCCAGGCCGCAAACAUCCAACUGCUAUCAUUGCCCCCGUUCCAGACUGGCUACGCCAACACGUUGGUCACGGCAAGACGUUCCAAGAAAUUCGUCAGAUUAUCGAACUGGUGCGUAGCCACAUGGUCAGGCUGCGAAAUCUGGAAAGAACGAAACAGCAACUCAGUGAUACCCCCAAGUCUCCGGCUGCACCAGGAAGCCCUCGUCGAGGUGCAGUGUCGAAUCGCCGAAAGGGACGUACCCCCAGACCCGUCAACCGAACUAGCACUAUUCGUUUCCCCGAUGUUGAAAUCCUCCCACAUUUCAAGCCAUGGGUUAAGGAAGCUGCUAUCCGGCAGCGAUCUGCCACUACCUGUCCCACGAAGGAAGGAAAUAGCAAUAGCUGUGAGCCGGACCAGAGAUUUCACGGAGGCGGACAUAUCAUUGGGGAAAUCUCGGAUACCUGUGACAUCAAUACUCGGGCCGAAUCGAAUCAGCCAACAAAUAGCAACUUCACGACUGAUAACACCACCCCCUUCAGCGAUGGAACCUCCGAGUAUGUUUAUACAACCGAGAGGACUGGGGCCAAUCCAUCGCACGUUCAAGCUCACAUCGGCAGGGCUGGCACCAACCGUGGCCAGUCUGAGAGCCAGCGGCGACGCAGUGAACGGGUCUACAUCAAGGCCAUAGACCGCACCCCUAGCCAGCGCACUAGCAAGAAGCCUGGCAAAGAUGGUGAGAAAUAG
Molecule: messenger RNA, 1704 nt
Organism: Penicillium griseofulvum
Lineage: Eukaryota; Fungi; Ascomycota; Eurotiomycetes; Eurotiales; Aspergillaceae
Product: putative pathogenicity factor
Exons: 1
Coding region: 1-1704 (567 amino acids)
Source: RefSeq, a predicted model, not a curated record